This is a messenger RNA of Rotaria socialis, 555 nucleotides long. The record is from the annotation of a GenBank genome assembly. NCBI's taxonomy places the organism in Eukaryota, Metazoa, Rotifera, Eurotatoria, Philodinida, Philodinidae.
AUGAAAAUUCAGUCCUGUUUACGGUGCCGUAUUACUGUGCCAGUUGAACUUGGUUUUCAAUCUACAAAUUCGAAAAGUCUUCUUUCACAAUGUCUUGAUGUAUCAAAAAAUGACUUGAAAUCAUCGAUAAUACCUUAUGGUGAAUUAGAAGAAUAUAUGGCGCUCAAUCUUAAAUUAAAUGAAAACGAUGAUGUUUUGUUAUUUUGGUUACAACAUAAAUUGAAAUUUCCAACGCUACUUACUAUGGUACAAGAUUUUUAUGCUAUGCCGGCAUCGAAUGCAAUCAUUGAGCGAUUGUUUUCAUCAUCAAAGAAUACAGUUACGGAUAAACGUAGUAGUCUUGGAGCAGAAAAACCCGGAUUCGUUGCUUUAACUGUGUUGGAUCUGAAAAUGGUUGUGUUGAAUUCGGAAUGCAAUUCUACAUCGAAUGAUGCUAAAUUUUUAUGGGGUCAUCGACCAAAAUUUUUCGACUUGCGUGUUGGUAGGAUAGAGGCACGGAGCGAUGACUUGGGUAAGGCCAGAAAUGUUUUGGCCGAUGGCCCCAUAAAAAUUUAG